AUGAAGUUGUUUGGUGCUCUCCUCGUCGCGUCCGCUGCCGCCACCAAGCAGUCCGUGAGCACGCUCUCGGCUGAUGAGCAAUCCGAGCUGCGAGCUGAGUUGAGCAAGUGGCGGGAAGAGUUUGGACCUGCCGCUGCGGAGCGGGGCUUGCUGCCCCGCGCCUCCGAAAGUUCGAAUCCGAUUGAGGCGGAAAACGACGAGCUCCAGCGGUUCUACGACAACAAGCUCGCGAUCGAAGAGGCCCGUCGCAACAACCCCGAAGCCACGUUCGACUACAACCACCCGUUUGCUCUCAUGACACAGGCUGAGUUCAAGAUGUUUGUGGAGGGUGUGUCGAUGGAGGAAAGCCGCAGUGCGUUCCGCUCGGUCCCCGAGGCCGACUUGAACGUGACCAGCGUCAAGGCGGCGUCGGUGGACUGGACCACUGGCAAGUGCGUCAACCCCGUGCGCAACCAAGGCCAAUGUGGGUCGUGCUGGGCGUUUUCGGCCGUGGCGCGGGGUGCAACGGCGGGUGGCCGUACGCCGCCAUGA
Molecule: messenger RNA, 531 nt
Organism: Aphanomyces invadans
Lineage: Eukaryota; Oomycota; Saprolegniomycetes; Saprolegniales; Verrucalvaceae
Exons: 2
Coding region: 1-531 (176 amino acids)
Cellular component (GO): lysosome
Molecular function (GO): cysteine-type endopeptidase activity
Source: RefSeq, a predicted model, not a curated record